GCUGCGAGCCGGAGCCGCAGAUGCAGCAGUCGGAGGUCGGCGGGUCUCCCAGCGUUCUCCUGGUGGAGGCGUUUUACGGUGGCUCUCACAAACAGCUGAUCGAUCUGCUGAAGGAAAAUGUCCGCGACUGCUCCGUCUUCACGCUGCCCGCCAAGAAAUGGCACUGGAGGGCGAGAACGGCGGCGCUGUACUUCAGCCAGACCAUUCCGACCUGUCCGUCAUACAGAGUCCUUUUCAGCAGCUCGGUCCUGAACCUGUGCGAGCUGGUGGCCCUCAGACCAGAUCUGGGCCGACUGAAGAAGGUCCUGUACUUCCACGAGAACCAGCUGGUGUAUCCCGUCCGCAAAGACCAGGAGAGAGACUUCCAGUACGGAUACAACCAGGUGCUGUCAUGUCUGGUGUCCGACGUGGUGGUGUUCAACUCGCGCUUCAACAUGGACUCCUUCCUGUCCUCCAUCUCCUCCUUCAUGAAGAAAAUCCCGGACCACAGACCCAGAGACCUGGAGCAGCUAAUCCGUCCCAAGUGCGUGGUCCUGAACUACCCGGUCCAGUUCCCUGACGUCAGCAGACUCCUACCCGAACACAAACUGGCCCGCCGGCUCGCCGAGGCGUCUCACACCGACGGUGACGCCAUCAAGCCGCAGGAUGAGCGGUCCGAGGAGGAACCGGGCGAGUCCCGGCAUCAGCCGGGGACGGUUGAGGGACCCGUUCAUGAAGAGGAGUCUGCAGAACCGGUGAAGCCGCUGCACCUGGUGUGGCCUCACAGGUGGGAACACGACAAAAACCCCCAGCUGUUCUUCAACACUCUGCUCAAGCUGAAGGAGCGCCAGCUGGACUUCCGUGUGUCGGUGCUCGGGGAGACGUUCACCGACGUGCCAGAGAUCUUCUCCUCCGCCAGACGUCUGCUGGACUCUCACAUCCUGAACUGGGGUUUCCUGUCCAGUAAAGACCAGUACCUGCAGGUUCUCUGUGACGCCGACGUGGUCGUCUCCACCGCCGACCACGAGUUCUUCGGGGUCGCCAUGUUGGAGGCGGUCCACUGCGGCUGUUUUCCGCUGUGUCCAAAGGCGCUGGUGUACCCGGAGAUAUUUCCAGCGCGGUACCUGUAUGCCACCCCCGAGCAGCUGUGUAAGCGGCUGCAGCAGCUCUGCAGGAGACCCGACAUCGCCCGCAGACACGUCGUCACGGUCGACACCUCCUUGUACUCCUGGGCCGCCCUGGAGCAGCGUUUCCUGACUCUGCUGGCAGAUCAGGGUCCCUGAAUGCAUCACGGCCACGGCUCCGGGUUUGCCUCUGGACCGUCGGGUCGGCCCCCAGUUCCGGUCCUGGUCCCAGUCCGGGUUCCCAGUAGUCACUGAUUGUACAGAUGUUUGUUUUGAAGCAAAACAUUCAUGUUUUUAAUAAAAUCAAAUUUAAA
This is a messenger RNA of Cololabis saira (Pacific saury), 1417 nucleotides long. RefSeq names its product glycosyltransferase-like domain containing 1 (gene qtman). Gene Ontology annotation, molecular function: glycosyltransferase activity. The transcript is spliced from 11 exons. NCBI's taxonomy places the organism in Eukaryota, Metazoa, Chordata, Actinopteri, Beloniformes, Belonidae. The record is from RefSeq and is a predicted model, not a curated record. Bases 21 to 1262 code for a protein of 413 amino acids.